Molecule: messenger RNA, 2169 nt
Organism: Kuraishia capsulata CBS 1993
Lineage: Eukaryota; Fungi; Ascomycota; Pichiomycetes; Pichiales; Pichiaceae
Exons: 1
Coding region: 1-2169 (722 amino acids)
Biological process (GO): protein phosphorylation; regulation of MAPK cascade; intracellular signal transduction
Cellular component (GO): cytoplasm
Molecular function (GO): ATP binding; protein serine/threonine kinase activity
Source: RefSeq, a predicted model, not a curated record
AUGGGUGCUGCCGUUUACUAUUCUACUGAGGCGUUCGCCAAUCCAGGACCGGCUCCUAGGCCUCCUCAGCAUCAUACUGGAUCCUCCGAAAUGGGUCCAAUUCACACAACUAUCAACCUCAAGAAGAGACAAGGCUGGGUCCAGGUGAAAGACGAAGGCCUGAUUUCCUUCAGAUGGCCCAAGAAGUAUCUCGUAUUGAACGAGUCAACUCUAGAUUUCUACAAGAACGACACAUACAAUCACGACGACGUGUGGCUUUCGAUGCCUCUGUUCAAUAUUUCAUCCGUGGUGAAGAACCAGAUGAAGCCUAAUUGCUUUGAGAUCGUGCUGAGAAGACAAAGCUCUUCCAACCAGAAGUCUGUUUUUGUUAGUGUGAAGUCCGAAAAGGAUCUGAACACAUGGAUUGAUAGCAUUUUAUCCAAGUGUCCAUUGACCCUUGGAUUCUCUAACCCUAUCAACUUUACUCACAAAGUCCAUGUGGGCUUCGACCCUGCUUCUGGGUCGUUUACUGGGCUACCGGCAACCUGGAAGUCACUUUUACAGCAGUCACACAUCACCACGGAAGACUGGUCCAAGGACCCCCUUGCUGUGAUUGAGGUUUUGGAGUUCUAUUCCGAUACGAUGGCUAGUCCCAGCCUGGACCUCGAUGACAGCUUCGACCAGAACACCAAGCUCGUGAACUCGAACUUGAAUGAAUGGACUAAACCACCCAAAUCUCAGCCCCCCUCUGUUCCUGCCGCCUUCAAGCCUACCAGGAGGGCUCCUCCUCCGCCACAACAGUCCCAGCAAUCGCGGCCGAAAUCACAGUUGCAGUCACACCAGGCUCCUAUCACCUCUACUCCUCCAAAACAGUCUCCUCAGCACCAUGCCCAACAAACUCCAACUGCACAAAUGCAGGAGAUGAAGUUGACUCCUGUGAGACGUGCUCCCCCUCCGCCUUUUCAGACUCCUAGUGGUAGCUUCAAGUCCGGAAGGUACCCAACGGACAUCAACCACAAACCCACUAGUAAUAACAACACACCAGCUGUCGCCACGAGUGGAGUCAAGCCAAUGCCAAAUCCUUACCUGCAGUCAUCACCAACCAAGGCCAAAACCCCAAUGGCCCAUUCUGCUGCCCAUGCUGCUGCCAAUGCCGCUGCUGCUUCUGCUUCUGCUUCUGCUUCGGCCUCUAUUCAGCAACAAAACAACAACAAACUGAUGGUUGGCACGCCUCAGCGCAAGCAGAAUGCGGAAAAGAGAAUAUCUACCAUGACUGAGGCGCAAAUCAUGGCCAGGCUGAGGUCUGUGGUUAUCAAUCAAGAUCCUCACAGCAGGUUCCAGGUGCUGGAGAAAGCAGGUCAAGGGGCCUCUGGAUCCGUUUACGUCGCGGCACCAACUCAAAAUCAUCCUAGAUUAUACCAACAGUUCUCUAAGAUCGCAAUCAAACAGAUUGAUCUGUCGAAGCAGGGUAGAAAGGAGCUCAUAGUGAAUGAGAUUUUGGUGAUGAAAGACUCGAGGCAUGACAAUAUUGUGAACUUCCUGGAGGCCUAUUUGAACGGUUCGUAUGACUUGUGGGUUAUCAUGGAGUACAUGGAGGGUGGUGCUUUGACGGAUGUCAUUGAGAACAAUGAGGGUUUAAUGAACGAGUCGCAGAUCGCUAGAAUAUGUCUUGAAACUGUCAAAGGUCUACAGCAUCUUCACAACAAGAACAUCAUACAUCGUGAUAUCAAGUCUGAUAACAUUCUUUUGAACAAGAGAGGACAAGUUAAGAUCACCGACUUUGGCUUCUGUGCCAAGUUGACCGAGCAGAAGAACAAGAGAGCCACCAUGGUUGGAACUCCUUAUUGGAUGGCACCAGAGGUAGUCAAAGUUCGUGAAUACGACUCUAAGGUGGAUAUCUGGUCUCUCGGUAUUAUGUGCAUUGAGAUGAUCGAAGGAGAGCCUCCAUACCUGAACGAAGAGCCUCUGAAAGCUCUCUAUCUGAUCGCUACAAAUGGUACUCCCAAACUGAAGCAUGCCGAUCUCUUGUCUUUGGAGAUCAAGAAGUUCUUGUCGAUAUGUCUAUGUGUUGACGUCAAGUACAGGGCCACAACUGAGGAAUUGUUGAAACAUGAGUUUUUGGCCAAGUCUUGUCGGGUUGAUGAGUUGGAGGUGUUGUUGAAAUGGAAGCAGGGUGAUCAACAACAAUAA